Spirodela intermedia is the source of this 1503-nucleotide messenger RNA. The record is from the annotation of a GenBank genome assembly. Lineage: Eukaryota; Viridiplantae; Streptophyta; Magnoliopsida; Alismatales; Araceae.
AUGGCGAUUGCCAAUAAAUUUGGAAGUAUGAUAAAGAAAGCUGUAUUAUCAAAUCCAUCAUUACAUCAAGCGAUCCGAUCAAUGUCAUCAUCGAAGCUCUUCAUUGGAGGUUUGCCAUUGUUUAAACUCUCUUUCGUCAGAUGUCAACGCAUCAUAUGCCAUCAUUAUAGAGCAGUUUGUUUUCUUCUCUUUUAGGGCUCUCAUAUGGCACCGAUGAUCAGAGUUUGAGAGAGGCAUUCAGUCAGUACGGGGAUAUCAUUGAAGGUAGUCUGUGUCAUCCUUCGUUGAUUUUUUUCUUAGUGCCUGUAUUCCUGUUUGGUUUGUGUUGACGAAGGUUCUUCUGUUCAGCAAGAGUCAUCGUGGAUCGUGAUACAGGUAGGUCUAGAGGCUUUGGUUUUAUUACCUUUACCUCUGGUGAUGAAGCUUCUGCUGCCAUUAAUGGCAUGGAUGGGAAGGUAUGCACUCUAUUUAUGACUAGUAAUUUAAAAUUAAAAAAAAUAUAAUUGGCUUCGGGGUUUAAAUCACCUUUAUUUUGUCCAAAAAGUUCCAUGAAUACGAUGUGGGUUCUACCCCCUGAAACUAUCCUUUCUAGACUAGAUGGUUACUCCAUGUCCUUGUGAGAUUGCUAGCUAGUCUGUAAGUAGCCAAGAAACAUAUGAUUGCAAACCUCAACAAUUAACAUGACAGAAUUUCUGUUUGGUGAACUUACAGUUGAUCUCUUUCAGUCACCGCUUGUGGUUUUAUGCCCUAGAUUCUCUGUCAAAUAUGAACGUCUCUUCUGUAUUCUAGGAUCUUCAUGGCCGCAUGGUGAGGGUAAAUUAUGCCAAUGAUCGUCCGCGAGGUGGCGGCUAUGGUGGUGGCGGUUAUGGCAGUGGUGGCUUUGGCGGUGGCAGUGGCUAUGGAGGGGGGGGUGGCUAUAGUGGUGGCGGUGGCUAUGGGACUGGUAGUGGCGGUGGUGGCUAUGGUGCUGGUGUUGGUGGCUAUAAUAGCGGUGGCGGUAACUAUGGCACCAGUGGUGGCGGCAGCUAUGGUGCUGGUGGUAGUGGCUACAACAGUGGCGGUGGCGGCUAUGGUGCUGGUGGAGGGGGCGAUAGCUAUGGUUCAGGUGGUGGCAGCGGGUAUGGCGGAGGGGGUGGCUAUGGUGGCAAUGGCUACAACAGCGGAGUGGGCGGCUAUGGCAGGAGUGGUAACUAUGGAGGUGGCGAUAGAGUGGGUAAUGUUGCUGGAGGUGGCGGUGGGUACGAUAGUGGAGCUUACACUGGCGGAGCCAAUGGUGGCAGGUAUGGGGGUACCAACAGCCCUGGUACAGGCAGUGGCUACGGAGGGAGCAGUGGAGGAAACUAUGGUGUGGCUGGCGGCGGCGGUGGAGCUGACCAUGCAACAGAUACACAUAGCAGCAACGAGGGCCUUGCAAGUGGCGGCUACAAAGACCUUGACUCCUACGAAGAUAAUGCGAGUGGCAAUGACGAUGAGCCCGAUGACAACUUGGACAGGCGGAGCUGA